This is a messenger RNA of Patella vulgata (common limpet), 312 nucleotides long. Its product is annotated as serine-enriched protein-like. The record is from RefSeq and is a predicted model, not a curated record. The coding region runs from base 1 to 312 and encodes 103 amino acids. Gene Ontology annotation, molecular function: protein binding. NCBI's taxonomy places the organism in Eukaryota, Metazoa, Mollusca, Gastropoda, Patellidae. The transcript is spliced from 3 exons.
AUGAUGGUGUUUAAAAGUAGAGAAUCUUUGUGUGAUAGUCUAGACUAUAUUCUCUCUAUGAAUGAAUUAUGUGAUGUAGUGUUUUUAGUAGGAGAGGAGAAGAUACCUGUUUAUGGUGUAAAAGCUAUUUUAGCAACCAGAAGCCGUGUUUUAUAUCAGUUGAUUCUUCACAACCAACGUGAUGUCAAGGUCAAUAAGAAGAAGGUUAAAGGUGAAAAGUUGAAAGGUUUGUUUUGUACUUCGGUCGAAUUUGGAAUGAAAGAUCUUCGUAAGGCAUGCUGGGAUUAUUUUUUGAGAUGUCUUGUUAAUUAA